GCCUUGCAGCGAUAUAACAUGGAUGGAGUUGCUCAGGUAUUAGUGGCACUUGAGAGAAUGGAACAAGAUGAAGAAUUAACAUACGAGCAAGUACUUGUCUUGGAGACCAACUUGUUUCUUGGUGGCCUCAACUUCUACGACCAGCAUAGAGGCAUGAGGCUGGAUAUAGACAAUAUGUCCUAUGAGGAAUUAUUAGCUCUCGAGGAGAGGAUGGGGAGUGUUAGCACAGCUCUGUCGGAGGAGGUCUUGUCAAAGUGCAUCCGGAAAAGCAUUUAUCAGGCUAUCCCUUCAGAAAUGUGGGAAUUUGGAAGCAAUGAGAAUGAAGAUGAGGUCAAAUGCACUAUUUGUCAGGUUUUUCCCACUCACUUCAAGCAAUAUUAUGAGGAGUAUGUGAUUGGAGAUGAAAUAGGAAGGUUGGAAUGUGAGCAUGGGUAUCAUCUGGAGUGUGUAAAACAUUGGUUGAGCCUCAAGAAUUGGUGUCCUAUAUGCAAAGCUUCAGCAGCUCCAUCACAAUCAUCCACAACAUCAUCUUAGCUUCAAUAUUUUAGAUUCCAACCCCAGAUUUGUACAAAUUCAUCAAGUUGGAGGAGUUGGGGGUUCUGUUCAUUGUUUGAAUAUUUUGCUUUUUUUUUUGUGUAGAUAUAAAGUUCUUGUCACAUCAAACCAAUAAACCCAAGCCAAUGCAGGCUUUGUGGUGAUAGAUGAUGAACAUUGACAUUUAUUUCUUGAAGUCCUUAUAAAGUGUUUUGUAGUUUGCUUA
This is a messenger RNA of Capsicum annuum, 760 nucleotides long. Its product is annotated as E3 ubiquitin-protein ligase RLIM. Lineage: Eukaryota; Viridiplantae; Streptophyta; Magnoliopsida; Solanales; Solanaceae. The record is from RefSeq and is a predicted model, not a curated record. Gene Ontology annotation, molecular function: ubiquitin protein ligase activity.